This is a messenger RNA of Thyridium curvatum, 2052 nucleotides long. RefSeq lists its product as uncharacterized. Gene Ontology annotation, molecular function: protein binding. The coding region runs from base 1 to 2052 and encodes 683 amino acids. The record is from RefSeq and is a predicted model, not a curated record. The transcript is spliced from 6 exons. Lineage: Eukaryota; Fungi; Ascomycota; Sordariomycetes; Thyridiales; Thyridiaceae.
AUGGCGGGGAGGCUCGUUCCGCAAAAGCGGGAAGGGACGAUGGGGGACAGGGACAAGGACGGGAGACCUUCGAAAAUGGCCAGGUAUAUCGAGAAAGGCCUGCAGCUCUACCACGAGCAAGGAUACGACACCGCAGAAAAGAGUUUUCGGAAAGCUCUUUGGAGGUGCAAAUGCAACCAGACCCAGUACGACCAGCUUGUUGCCCAUGGCAUCGAUGUCGGUACGAUGGAGAGCGCAGUGACCGCUUGUGGUUGUCGCGACUAUCGACCAAGUUCCCAGUCGUAUAUUGGAUACUGUGCAGCUCCGGUGGACCGGCAACGAGGUUAUCUAGGAGUGUAUGCCCUCGACUUGAACUCUUUUCGACAACUGCUUCUGAAACCUUGCACUUGCGGCUCGGGUCAGAAGCAAUGCCCAGAGAAAGAGCACCUUGAUGCCUUGGACGGCCUUGCUGCCACGUACACUGCCCUGCAAGAUCUCGACCAGGCACUGGAGUGUGCGUCGCAGAUGAUCACGGUUGCUCCGUCACGCCCAGAUGGUUACCUUCGUUAUGCGAAAGCCCUGCGGGUUCUCAAACCAACUGACCGGUUCUCCCCUGCGGCCAUGUUCAAGCAAUGUUUGCACGUGGCUAACGAUGCAGACGCCAAGCAUGUCCAGCAGAUCGUACAGAAAAAUCUGGCCACGCUCCUUCGCUUCGAUCUCAUUAGCCAUCUUCCCGUGGAGCUACAAAUACAAGUCAUAAGCGAGUUGUCUGUGACGGAUCUCAGACUCGACACCAGGAAGCUGGCUCUCCUCCUCGACAACCUUCCAUUUUUAAAAGUGGUCGAUCUCGCAAAUCCCUUUCCAGACUGGAAAGGCUCCGCGACACUAUCGUACGAACCUAGUUAUUUGUCUCGUCGUAACGAGGCUCUCUCCAGGGUCCAUACCCUGCGGCUAGAGAAUGUCGUCGACAACAACGAAAUCUUGGCAGGCCAGCUGUUGAAAGCAGUGGCGGGCUCUCUGACAGAGCUCCACUUGAUUGGCAUACCAGCAGACGGUCCCGGAGCCUCUAUUACUGUUCUACCCGACUUGCCUUCUCUCACUCGGCUGAAGCUGGUCCCAGGACCGGACCUGCCGGCCGGUGCCGUGAGGGAGGACGCGAGACCAAUUGUGCCCAUGGCGAGUUCUCCAACGAUAUGUCCAGAUGGUCAAUCAACUAACGAUACUGGGUGCCGACCUCGGCGGAGCAGACUUUUAGCUACAGAAACACGUCUGCAGUGGGGGCAGCUGGAAGUGCUCAUUGUGGGAGAUCGUGUCUCGAUGUGCUCCCAAGACCCCACAGGGAUUCGACCUUUCCCCUGUCUCGGUCCUAAAAUGCGAGUCAUCGACAUCUUGUCCAGGGACGAUGCUGUGAGCUUCGGAGUACUCGGCCACCAGCCAGUGCUGUACGAUCCAGACCGGCCCGAGCAAGGCGGCGACGACCCAAAGCUGGACAGGCUGGAGGUGUUCCGGUGCCGCGGCAGCCUCGACCCCCGCGACAUCGAGUGGUGCAUCACCCCGGCCAUGGACUCGGGGACGCUGCACACGCUGGAGCUCAGCGGGGACCCCGUCCCGGACGUGCCCCACCCGGUCGACUACUUCACCCACUUUGGAGACGCGAGCAGGGUGAGGACGCUCGGCCUCUACGACUUCCGCUUCGACAACGCCAUGUCGUACCGCAACCCGUACACGGGCAGGCCCUUUCUCGACUGGCUCGCCCGGUUCCCCGGCGUCGAGACCGUGUCGGUCUACCCGCAGCCGUUCGACGGCGCGGCCGAGACCAUCGCCGAGCUGCUCGAGCGCACGGGGCCGGCGGCGGCGACGGACGGCUCGGUGGCGGGCGCGAACCGCGUCCGGACCGUCUACCAGGACUGCCUGCAGGGCGUGCAGAUGGACAAGGUGCUGGCGCUGGCGGCCGUCAAGGGCGUGAACGUCGUGCGGACCAGGGCGCCGUACCGGCCGCCCGUCUUUCCGUACCCGGAUCUGCCCCCUGCCGAGGCGGAGAACUUCGUUUCUCGUCGCAUUCGGGAUUUCUGA